AUGAAGAACUUCAUCAGGUUCCAAUCAAAUUGCAAUGCUCUGGAAAAGCAGAUGAAGAGCCUAACAGAUCUUCAAAAUAAAGUGAAAGAAGAAGUUGACUUGGCUUAUACUCAAAUAAUAGAGUGGCUCAGAGAAGUUCAACAAUUCACGCUUGAAGUGGCACACACUGCUAGAAUAGUCAAUCACGGAUGGUUCUUUAAUUUCAAAGAAAAUUGUAGACUUAGUAGGGAGACGGCCAGAAUGUUCAAGGAAGUAGAAAGAAUUCUGAAGGCUGGAAAUCUUACUUCUCAAAUGGUGGGUCUCAAUUACUUGGCAAAAAUACUUGAGCACAUCCCUGGACCUUCAAUUGAAAGUCAAUCUACAGCAUCAAAAACUUUAGCCAAAAUUAUGAAUCUAUUGAAUGACGAUAAUGUUUUGAGGAUUGGUGUUUGGGGCAUGGGAGGUGUUGGCAAAACUAUUCUGGUAAAGAACUUGAACGACAAUCUCAAGAACUCUUCUUCCGCACAACAAUUUGGCAUGGUAAUAUGGGCUAUUGUGUCCAAGGAAAUGGAUUUAAAAAGGAUCCAAGUACAAAUAGCAGAGAGAUUGAAUUUGAAGGCAAUUGACUUGGAUUGUAUCGGCAUCCCACAACCUGAAACUAAUGCCAGUUCUAAGAUCAUAUUGUCAUCUUGCUCCCAAGAGGUAUGCAGGGAUAUGAAGAUUGAUGAAGAAGUGAAAUUGGAGACCGUGAAUGAUGAAGCAUGGCAAUUGUUUAGUAGAAAUGUGGGGGAGGUAAGUGAACUUGUAAAUUGUUGGCUAGCUGAAGGUAUGUUAGAUGAACAGCAAAGUUAUGAGGGCUUACACAAUAGAGGGAUUGCUUUGAUUGAAAAUCUAAUGGACUCUUGUUUGCUGGAAGGAGGAGCCCAUAAGGGCACUAUGAAAAUGCAUGAUGUAGUUGGAGAUGUUGCUAUAUGGAUCUCUUCUUCCAUGGAGGAUGGAUAUAGGUCACUUGUUCGGUCAAGAACUGGUUUGGCUCUAAUUUUAGAAGAUAAAAUGUCCAAGUCUCUCAAAAGAGUCUCAUGA
Molecule: messenger RNA, 1062 nt
Organism: Pistacia vera
Lineage: Eukaryota; Viridiplantae; Streptophyta; Magnoliopsida; Sapindales; Anacardiaceae
Product: disease resistance protein At4g27190-like
Exons: 3
Coding region: 1-1062 (353 amino acids)
Molecular function (GO): ADP binding
Source: RefSeq, a predicted model, not a curated record